GAAAUGCCAUGCGCGGGAUACGCAUGAUGGAAGUGACAGGCGCAAGUGCGAAAGACACGCGACGACUCCAUUCACGCAUUAAAUAAUCCAGACACGCGAUUAGAGGGGACAGCAACAAGAACGGCCAGACAAAAGCUGCCUGGCUUCACCGACUGGCUGGCGAAUUGCGAAGUAUCAAUCGGAGUUACAUCCGGACGUUCGAAGAGAGGGAUACACAAGAGGGGAUGAGGUAAUUAUAUGAGAAAUAAUAGGCAAACCAAUCCUGAGACGAACAUUAUGCAGAGUUGGUGGAAUCACUAAAGUGUAUACGUGAUCGUAAUAAAUUCAUACAGUGGUAUUCUUGUCGGAUUUCUCGUCAGACAGAAUUUGUGAGUAUACAGACGGAUAGAGAAAAAGACGGAAAGUUUCUCAUUACGAUGAUUGUCAGUGCUUUGCGUGCUGUUUUUGCAGGAAGAGUGAUUAAUAUGCACGCACAGUCACAGUUAUUGAAGUGUAAUCAGUACUUGAUGUCAACAUACUUACCAUCUCUUUUAGGGUAUCAGACAAUUGACACGUUUGUUGUCCUCCCAUCAUGUCUCGAAGAAUAUUGAAUUCCUUACACAAGAUAAUCGUAUUUUAUCAUCUAAAAAUGUUAUACACAAUGUAAAUGUGACAAACAAUCGUCCAUUGUUAGUUAUUCUUACUUGGCUAUUAUCAAAGCGACAGCAUGUUAUGAAGUUUGUUAAUUUGUAUAUGGAACAAGGUUUUGAUGUGGCAGUGGUGUCUCUUACACCUUGGCAACUUUUGUGGCCCACAAAAGGCUCCAGACUAGUUGCAGCAGAUUUGUUAACUUUCUUAAAGCAAAAUGAAAGUUACCAACAAAUUCUCUUACAUGGAUUUUCAGUAGGUGGUUACAUGUGGGGAGAGACCUUGGAUUUGAUGGAAAGUAACAAGGACAAGUACAGUGGCAUUGCAGAUAGGAUUGUUGGACAAGUGUGGGAUAGUAUAGCUGAUGUCAAUGAAAUUCCGGUAGGCUUUCCUUAUGCGGUAUUUCCGAAAAAUAUGAUGCUGCAAUCUGUGCUACGGAAAUAUUUAGAAUAUCAUAUGAAGACAUUCCACCAGCAAGCAACACGUUAUUAUAUUCGAUCCAGUCAAAUAUUUCAUAUUGCUGCUAUACCUGUACCAGCGUUGUUAUUUGUAAGUAAAACUGAUCCUGUUGGAACUCUAGCCAGCAAUUUGAGUUUACGCGAUACUUGGGAAUCUUCAGGAAUAAAGACUUAUGUGAAAAUAUUCGAAGAGUCACCGCACGUUGCCCACUUCUACAGAUAUCCAAAGGAAUACGUUGCCGAACUCUAUGCCUUUUUACAAAAACUAAACUUGAUACAAAAUGAAGAAAAAAUUAGAUCACGCCUUUAAUUAUUUUAAAAGCACUUUUGAUAUAACUCAAUUAUAUUUCUUAUGUAAAGUUAGCUUUUUGGUGACACAUUACACAUCAGACAUUUGUAGUAUCCAAUAUUUGCCACACAUACACAUACAUAUAGUAAAUAAUUUUAUAUAUUUUAUAAGGUUUUUGUAUGGAAUUGCAUAAUCUAGAUAAUCGAAAGGUUUUUGGUGCAUAAAAAGAGAGAGGUCUUUGAAAAUGUUUAAAAAAACUUAUCUUGAUCAUAUUUCUACAAGUUCAACUGCCUCUCUUAAAGAAUUAUGCACAUAAUGAAACUUGCAUUAUUACUUAUAAUUAUAUAAAUAGAGAAUAUUUUGAAUGCAUAAUAUAUAACAAGUACAUAUUACGAUUUUAUCUUUUAUCUUUCUUUGUGAAUAAAACGUGAUAUAUUAAAGAAGAUAUAUAUUAGAUACA
This is a messenger RNA of Formica exsecta, 1834 nucleotides long. RefSeq lists its product as uncharacterized. The record is from RefSeq and is a predicted model, not a curated record. The transcript is spliced from 7 exons. Lineage: Eukaryota; Metazoa; Arthropoda; Insecta; Hymenoptera; Formicidae. Gene Ontology annotation, molecular function: serine hydrolase activity. The coding region runs from base 712 to 1395 and encodes 227 amino acids.